Messenger RNA from Dracunculus medinensis (Guinea worm), 1308 nucleotides. Lineage: Eukaryota; Metazoa; Nematoda; Chromadorea; Rhabditida; Dracunculidae. The record is from the annotation of a GenBank genome assembly.
CAUACUACAGUAUUUCGAAGCAAUUUGUCACUUCCCCAUAUAUACAGACCUGCGCUGACGUAUACUGAUAAAGAAGAACCAUUCGUAAUAUAUGAAGGCUACUGCAUCGAUUUGUUGAAAAGAAUCGCCAAACUUCGUAAAUUUAAUUAUAUUCUCCAUGAAGUUAAAGAUAAAGCAUACGGAUCACGGGAAGCGAAUGGAAAAUGGAACGGAAUGGUCGAAGAGUUAAGAAAAGGGGAAGCUGAUAUUGCAGUCGCAUCAUUAACGAUCAGUUUUAGCCGAAGUGAAGUGAUUGAUUUCACAGUACCAUAUAUGCAUUUAGGCAUAUCGAUACUUUUCAAAAAACCAAAUCCAUCUAAUCCGAGUUUCUUCGCUUUCAUGACACCUCUUAGCUCAACUGUUUGGAUUUUUAUGCUUAUGGCAUACGUGAUUACAUCACUAAUUAUUUGGAUCACUGCACGAAUUUCACCAUUUGAAAGCGCUUCCAUUGAUGGAAACAGUGUAGUUUCUUUCUCAAACCAAUUUACAAUGUUCAAUUCGUUUUGGUUUACUGUUAGUUCACUUAUGCAACAAGGAAGCGAAUUGUCGCCUCGAGCUUUGAGCACUAGAAUUGUUGCCGUCGUUUGGUGGUUUUUCACGUUAAUCCUUAUAUCGUCAUAUACGGCAAAUCUAGCAGCAUUUAUAACAGCCUACCGAAUGGUUGCACCGAUUGAAAGUGUCGAUGAUUUAGCCAAGCAAACAAAAAUUAAAUAUGGUACACUCGGCAAAGGAUCAACUAUGACUUUUUUCAGUGAAUCAAAAAUCGAUACAUAUGAGCAAAUGUGGAAAGCGAUGUCGAGUCAACCGAUUCUAAAUUUUGUGAAUUCAUCAAAGGAAGGAAUACAUCGAGUAAAAUCUGCCGAUUACGCUUAUUUAAUGGAAUCAUCCAUGUUAGAAUACGCCAUCCAACGUGACUGUGAGUUAAUGCAAAUUGGAGAUUUGCUCGAUCAAAAAGGUUACGGAAUUGGAUUACCUAAAGGUUCACCAUACCGACAUGCAAUAUCAACUGCAAUAUUAGAUUUACAAGAAAAAACUAUCCUAACUGAACUGAAAGAUAAAUGGUGGAAGAAAGGACGAGGAGCAUUAGAAUGUGAAAACAGUAAAACGACGGCUGGCGAAAUGUCGAUGCUCUCUUUCGAUGGCAUAUUUAUUGUUUUGAUAUUAAUUUAUUUAAAGGUAACUGGCUUGAUAUUUUCUUUCACACUUGCUAUUAUCGAAUGGUGUAUCAAAAUGACUUACCAGAGAAAUGUAUCAAAAUCGAAGCGAUAA